Messenger RNA from Anopheles nili, 4668 nucleotides. RefSeq names its product protein sprint (gene spri). Bases 1 to 4668 code for a protein of 1555 amino acids. The record is from RefSeq and is a predicted model, not a curated record. NCBI's taxonomy places the organism in Eukaryota, Metazoa, Arthropoda, Insecta, Diptera, Culicidae. Gene Ontology annotation, molecular function: small GTPase binding; guanyl-nucleotide exchange factor activity. Gene Ontology annotation, biological process: vesicle-mediated transport; signal transduction. Gene Ontology annotation, cellular component: endocytic vesicle; cytosol. The transcript is spliced from 15 exons.
AUGGCCGAGUCUGAGACUGACGACAACUGCUACGAGCGAAAGGACAUUCCGGUAGAUAAUUUCGGCAGUGAUUUCUAUCACAGCCGGGAUGUAACUACACGACAUCUCAACCGGCACCUAGCGAACUGUGCAUCCGAGCUAUCCCCGGCCAAUAGCCGUCCCAUUUCAUUGCCAGCGAAACUAAGCAGCCCUGAGCGGGUUUGCGAUGGAAAUCGCGACUACAUCGAUGGUGCAACGAACGUGGUUGACAGUUCUUCACUGAUCAGGCGAUACGCUGAGGUGACCAAAUUUAAGCAGGAAACCAUUUCAAAUAGUGGAAGUACAAACCGACUAUCAAAAGGGAUGGAGUCUUCACUUCUAAUGGCUAAGAAGCGAUUGAGUUCGUUGCAUUCCUCUUCACAACAUAAUGAAUCGGAACUCACGGACGACGAUCUGAUGCCUCUGCUACCGAACAAUCGUGAAUUAUCUCAGGAGGAACUUUAUGAGUCGCAUACGUCGCUUGUGUCCAGCUCUGAUGGAGGUAGACUGGCCGAAGGCGAGGAUACUUCGAGUGACGAGGAGUCACAACAAUCGGAUAGCUCAGCCAACCCGACAGCAAUCGUGUUGAGCUUGCUGGAACGUUUGCUUCGUUCACAUCCUGUUUGGUUCUUACCUGGUAUUCAGCGUUCCGGUGCGAUCCAUUUGCUUCAGGGAAAAGAAGAAGGAACUUUUAUCGUCCGUGGAUCGAGUCAGUCGAAGACGAUGGCGGUUUCCGUGCGUUUGCCUCCGAAUUCUGGACCGUAUAUUGAACACUAUCUGAUACAAUCCAACAAUGGUCAGCUUAGUCUGGAAAGCUCUCGUUUCAAGUUCGACUCGAUACCCUCUCUCAUUGCUCAUUACACGCAGUGCUGUGACGAGUUGCCAGUGCAGCUUUGCCUUCCAGUGGCUUUGCGGGAAGCAAAAAAUCGCCAGCAGCUGUCCUCGUUGGCUUUGCUAGGUCAAGAAUUUUGGCGCUAUCCGAUGGCUAGCUCACCGAAACCAAAGCUGCCGACCAUUCCGGCUACGCCGUCCGCUACCUCUAGUCACAUGAACACGCCAUCCGAGGCGACACAUUCGAGCGGCAUCGGCAUUUCAGUACUUAACCAUACCCCGACUGGGCAUACUUCGUCCGUUGGGAUGCCGUUGGGUUCGAUGGGAAUGGCAAACACUUUCGGGGAGACACCGACCGACACCUUUUCCACGCUAAGUAGCUUUACAGCUAGUAACGGUCAAACACUGCUCAGCCCGGAAUCAAUUGAUAGUGCCAUCAUGAUGUCUCCAAUGGACCCGCACCAAAGCCAAACGGGCAUUAUUGGCAAAACGAGUACAUUCAAGGCGCGCAAACAGCAAAUCGUAUCUCCUACGGCACCACCCGAAGUUGAAAAGCAUAUCGAAUUAUUCAACGCUACCCUACUAGGAAGCUUCACCGGAAGUUCAAACGGUGAUGCCAUCGGUGGUGAAAUGUCAACUUCUACCUCAUCAUCGAUGGAAAGCAGGCAGAGUGAUGGGCAAAAUGCGACCAGCACGUUGGAAAGGAAACCACGUGCUCCGAGGCCUACUCCACCAAACACGCUCAACAUUAAACCAAUCAGGAGUCCUCCGGCGCCUCCAGCAAGGCGUAUACAACUUCCUCUGGUAGAGAACAGUCCGACAGUAGAAGGUGGUGGGUUUACUCCUCAAAAACCUGCUGCUGUGACUCCUAGCACGGGUUUUCCAUCAAUGGAUACUUCAUUGCAUCGUAAAGAGCUGCCUUCCUCCGCUGGUGGCAAAAAUAUUAGCAAUAUUCCACCUGCUGGUACCACUUUAUGGUACUGUGACAACGAGAUUACGGGCGAAGGAGUUGGGAACGUAUUCAAGCAACAACAUCCUUUAGAUCCAACACAUAAUCCUAGAACGGAUAUGGAUACUGCAUGCAUGAGCAUUCCAGCGAAUAGUACUCGCGUCAGUCGUCGUAACAAACGCAAAGAAUCCAAGCACUACCAGGAAUCGGACAUCCUUGAGUCACCUUCUGUUUACUGUCGAAGUACGUUAGUCGAUAAGAUUAGCGAUUACGAGGACAUCUGGUCACAGGAGGUAACGAAAGGCGAUCGAAGAUCUCUUAUAGGGCCCCGGCAUGGAAUAAUCAUCCACGAAGAUUUAACACUUAAAGGUCUUGUUUCUCCAUCGAUGGAAUCCAUGAGCUUCGGGCCAAAUAAACUAAUCUCAUCUCGCAAUGCAGCUGCACCAUCGUAUUCUGUGGACAAUCUUGCGGUUGGUUUGGGUGGUAUAGAUUCAGCGAGUGAUCGUGUCAGUACGCCUACAGACAGACCAGCGCCAGCACGUCCACCAGUAGCUUUGAAAACGUUCUCCCCAGUGCCAAGGAAUGACGAUAGGUUUAGUCGAGCGCCAGUAUCAGAUAAGCUACAGCGAUCAUGCUCAAACAUAUCUUACAUUGCUCCCGCUGGUACUCCCGUAACAUUUGAAGAUGUAAUGAGUGGGGCUAGUGGUAACCAGGAGCAGAAACAGACCAGUCCUUUCUACGCCGAUCCAGCUGACAUUUUGCCACAUAACAUAAUACGACGCAGCCCUUUGAACCGGUUGGCUUCGUCAAACAGUAGUCAGCGUCAUUCGGAACCCCCAAAGCAGUUGUUUGGCAAUGAGGACUCAUUACUAGCCUCAGUACACCCAUGGGGAAACGGACAAGGGUAUAAUGUUAAUAACAACUUUGCUGCUUCACUUGAUGAGUUGACACUAGAUAAAAAUGAUUCAAUGGUAACGGGUGUUCGGAUGCACGAAUUAAACAUUACCGCUGGUAGUAGCGGUCUUGGAACAAACGAUUAUGACUCGGAUAUUCGAUGGAAGACUCCCUCGUUGUCGAUUAGGUCUAUAGAACCGUCAACCAAAUCGCAGCAAAAAAGUGCGGACAGUCUUGUCGGAAGACCGGUAACGAUUCAUCAGAUUAUCGCGAAAAAAUUGCCUGCGUUGAAUUUGUCAGAAAAAUUGUUGGACGGAAUUUUGGAGAAUGAUAGUACCGGUGCUAAUGGUGAAUCUGGAUUCGGAACGUUAAGUAAGAGAGGACAACGAAAAUCUGCCUAUGAUAACGUGGAAAAGCAUGUUAAUGCAUACGCUACUUCAGUCAUCAAUAGUGCACAUUCAGAUGAUGGUACUGUGUUUUCCGAACCGUGGGAUAGCUCUCAAUGGGACUCCUUCUUUCCUAACGAUCAAUCAACGAUAAAUGUUCCGAACAUAGGCAACACCUACGAGAACACCGGUCCAGUUUCGCAGGAUAAUCGCUAUCGUAGAGAUAUACAACAACAACAACAACAACAACAACAGCCGCAACAAUCACAACAAAAAGUUGCCACCAUUCUGCGAUCCCGUAGUUGUCGCGAUCGUGAAAUUUUAUGUCAUCCGCGCAACAGAACCUCGCAUAACGGUCCCGGUGAGUCGAUUGCGACAUACGCGUUCUAUCUUGCCAGCAAACCAGACUCGACGUUCUCUCGCAAUGUAAGCAAUUUCAUCGCCUGCACCAAGGAAUCGAAAGCCGCCCCUCACCCACAGGUUGUGAUGCGCAAUAUGCGCCAGUUCAUGUCCGGGAUGAAAAAUUAUCUCGUAAAGCACGGUGAGGGUGAAUUCGCGGGAGAGGUGCAGAAGGCGCGAGCCCAGCUAAAAUCUGACGAGUUCCUCAACCUCGACUCGAUACUGGAAGAGGUGAUGCACAAGCUGGUGAUAUUGCCGCUGCGUGAGCAUCUGUACGGUUUGUUUGUGGAUUACUACAGUCAGUCGGGCGAUAUACAGCUGAUUGUGGAGAAGGUUCGCUCGACCGCAGGCCGUGGUCCGCUUGCCUUCGGUAUCAAGGGCAAUGUGAUACCACCCAGCCCGACUGCCAUGCGACAAAUUGCAACUCUAUUUGUUCGUUUGCAAGAGGCUGAGCUGCCGUUGGUGAAGCUCGACCUACUGCUAGCGGCAGUAUCUACUAUCUUCGAAGCGACCACGUGCUGCAAUGGGCAGCAACUGAGUGCGGACGAUUUCUUGCCUGUGUUGGUCAUGGUAGUAGCUCACUGCGGAUUUAUUGGUGCCGAAAUCGAGGCCGAAUACAUGUGGGGGCUGUUACAGCCCUCGUUGCUCAGCGGUGAAGCGGGAUACUACUUGACCGCUCUUUGUAGUGCUGUGCAUGUGCUUAAAAAUUUUAGCCUCAGCGAGCAGGAAGGAACUUCGACUUUGGAUUGGGAUUCUUCUACGUUACCGAAUUGCUCGUCGGUACUGCGCGUAAUAAUACCCGACGAGUAUAACGGCUCGAUACAAACCCGAACGCUUCCGAUAAGGCCGCAUACAACAACGAAAGAAGUCUGCCGAAUAAUCGCCCACAAAGCCAGAAUAACGAAUGCACAGGACUAUGGAUUGUUUAAGCUGAUUGACGGUGAAGAAACUCUUCUUCAUGAUACCGAAUGUCCACAAGAUGUUCGGAUGACGGCUAAAGGGAAACAUUUUAUGAUAGCCUACAAAAGGAUCGACGCGAAAAUAGCGUGGCCAACCAUGAUGCCAAAUAAUGCUGCUACAAACAACACAAUGACCACCAGUAGCACUAGCAAUGCUACUAUUGGUACCGCAAACAACGCGAUCAGCACUACCACUAUUACUACUGCGAGUGAUAAUCAACUAAAAGUUUAG